UGCAUUGCGCGUGCGUAGAGUGGCCUGACUCUCUCUUUCUCUCUCUCUCUCUCUCUCUCUUUUCCAGCCCCCGCCCUACCGGCUUCGCGGCUGCUGCGACAUCUCCUGCGAGGGCUCCCCCUGCCGGCGGAGGCAAUUAGCGGGUCGGCGCGUUCCAUGGCCGGCGGCGGGGGAUCAUGACCGACUACGGGGAGGAACAGCGCAAUGAGUUGGAGGCCUUGGAGGCCAUCUAUCCGGACUCCUUCACAGUGUUAUCAGAAAACCCUACAAGUUUCACUAUCACUGUGACAUCUGAAGCGGGAGAAAAUGAUGAAACUGUUCAGACGACUCUCAAAUUCACCUGUUCAGAAAAGUAUCCAGAUGAAGUUCCAUUAUAUGAAUUGCUUGCGCAUGAAAAUCUUGAAAAUAAUGACAUUGCAGACCUAUUAAAACUAUUGCAGGAACAGGCAGAAGAGAAUCUAGGCAUGGUAAUGAUCUUCACACUGGUAUCUGCUGUGCAAGAAAGACUGAAUGAAAUAGUAGAUUUAAUAAAAACAAGAAGAGAAGCAGAAAAGAAACAGAAGGAGAAAGAAGCAGAGGAGGCAGAAAAGCAAUGCUUUCAUGGCACCCCUGUCACUAUUGAAAACUUUCUACGCUGGAAGGCAACAUUUGAUUUGGAACUUUUAGAAAUUAAGAGAAAACAAAUGAAAGAAGAAGAACAGUGCGGCAAAAAUAAAUUAACAGGAAAGCAGCUGUUUGAAACAGAUCAUAAUCUUGAUACGUCUGAUAUUCAGUUCUUAGAAGAUGGUAACCUUCUAUUAUUUUUACUUUAAUUACUAUAGUAGUAG
This is a messenger RNA of Notechis scutatus (mainland tiger snake), 827 nucleotides long. NCBI's taxonomy places the organism in Eukaryota, Metazoa, Chordata, Lepidosauria, Squamata, Elapidae. The record is from RefSeq and is a predicted model, not a curated record.